This is a messenger RNA of Aspergillus ruber CBS 135680, 1898 nucleotides long. RefSeq names its product sulfate adenylyltransferase (gene sC). NCBI's taxonomy places the organism in Eukaryota, Fungi, Ascomycota, Eurotiomycetes, Eurotiales, Aspergillaceae. Gene Ontology annotation, cellular component: cytoplasm. The record is from RefSeq and is a predicted model, not a curated record. The transcript has 4 exons. Gene Ontology annotation, biological process: sulfur amino acid metabolic process. Gene Ontology annotation, molecular function: ATP binding; adenylylsulfate kinase activity; sulfate adenylyltransferase (ATP) activity. The coding region runs from base 81 to 1805 and encodes 574 amino acids.
UCUUCUUCCCCCCCCCCCCCUCUUCUCCUCCAUAUUCGCCUCUUCAUCUCAUCUCAUUCUCUCAUUCUCUAUCAUACACAAUGGCCAACUCUCCUCACGGUGGUGUCCUCAAGGACCUUCUCGCCCGCGAUGCCCCUCGUAACAAUGAGCUCUCUGCUGAGGCCGAGACUCUGCCUGCUGUCGUUCUCAAUGAGCGCCAGUUGUGCGAUCUUGAACUGGUUAUGAACGGUGGUUUCUCUCCUCUUGAGGGCUUCAUGAACGAGAAGGACUGGAGCAGUGUCUGCGAGAACGUCCGUCUUGCCGAUGGCAACCUCUUCUCUAUGCCCAUCACCCUCGAUGCCUCCCAGCAGACCGUCUCCGACAACAACCUGCAGCCUGGUGCUCGCAUUACCCUGCGCGACUUCCGUGACGACCGGAACCUGGCUAUCCUGACCAUUGACGACAUCUAUCGCCCCGACAAGCAAAAGGAAGCUAAGCUUGUCUUUGGUGGUGACGAGGAUCACCCCGCCGUUCAGUACCUCUACAACAAGACUGAAGAGUUCUACAUUGGUGGAAAGAUCGAGGCCGUCAACAAGCUCGCCCACUACGACUAUGUCGCUCUGCGGUACACUCCCGCAGAGCUGCGCAUUCACUUCGACAAGCUCGGCUGGAACCGAGUUGUCGCUUUCCAGACCAGAAACCCUAUGCACAGAGCUCACCGUGAGCUGACCGUCCGUGCCGCCCGCGCCCAGCAGGCUAACGUCCUCAUCCACCCCGUCGUUGGUCUGACCAAGCCCGGUGACAUUGACCACUUCACCCGUGUCCGUGCCUACCAGGCUCUCCUCCCCAGUUACCCCAACGGUAUGGCCGUCCUGGGUCUCCUGCCCUUGGCCAUGCGCAUGGGUGGUCCCCGUGAGGCCAUCUGGCACGCCAUUAUCCGGAAGAAUCAUGGUGCCACUCACUUCAUCGUUGGUCGUGACCACGCCGGUCCCGGUAAGAACUCCAAGGGCGAGGAAUUCUACGGUCCCUAUGAUGCUCAGCACGCCGUCGAGAAGUACAAGGCCGAACUGGGUAUCGAGGUCGUCGAAUUCCAGCAGGUCACCUACUGCCCCGAUGACGACGAGUACCGUCCCAAGGACGAGGUCCCCGCUGGUGUCCGCACCCUCGAUAUCUCUGGUACUGAGCUCCGCAAGCGUCUGCGCACCGGUGCUCACAUCCCCGAGUGGUUCUCGUACCCCGAGGUCGUCAAGAUCCUGCGCGAGUCGAACCCUCCUCGUGCUUCGCAGGGUUUCACCAUCUUCCUUACCGGUUACAUCAACUCCGGUAAGGACGCCAUUGCCCGUGCUCUGCAGGCUACCCUGAACCAGCAGGGCGGUCGCUCCGUUUCCCUGCUCCUUGGUGAUACUGUCCGUCACGAGCUCUCCUCCGAGCUGGGCUUCUCCCGCGAGGACCGCCACAAGAACAUCCAGCGCAUCUCUUUCGUCGCUGGUGAGCUGACCCGCGCCGGUGCCGCCGUCAUCGCCGCCCCCAUUGCCCCCCACGAGCACUCGCGCAAAGCCGCCCGUGAUGCCGUCUCCCAGUUGGGUGGCUCGUUCUUCCUCGUCCAUGUCAACACCCCGCUCGAGUACUGUGAGAAGACCGACAAGCGCGGUAUCUACUCCAAGGCUCGUGCUGGUGAGAUCCAGGGUUUCACCGGUGUUGAUGACUCGUACGAGGCUCCCACCGACGCUGACCUCACCGUCGACGUCUCCAAGCAGAGUGUUCGCAGCAUUGUUCACGAAAUCGUUCUCAUGCUCGAGAGCGAGGGCUACUUUGACCGUGCGUAAAUUAGCGUUGGCGCUUUGGGAUUGUUUUGGUUUGGGUUGGAUACAGAUGUUCUGUAUGAAUAAAAUUUCCUUUGUUAAUAGAAUAUGACUGUA